CGUUGCCUCUCUCUCUCUCUUCUUCUCCCGCAAUUUCAUUUGAUAAUUGCAAAGGAGAGCCAGCCAAACUUUCUUUUUUCUUCCUUCCGCAAUCUCUUCAUAUUCUCCCCUAAAAUCCCGCUUCUCUACGUUUCUCCAACAAUUGCAGAGUUUCCCUGCCAAAUUCCCCAAACCCUGCCCCUAGGGUUUUGUUUUGUUCCUCAAAAGCCCUGAAUUUUGGGAAAAAGUCAUCGAUAAUCCUCUGUUAUCUAGGGCUACAGUGAGAGGAUUGAGGAUUCUCGUACGCGGCUUUGGUUAUACUGUCCAGGAGUGACGUACAGUUUCAAUUGCUGCAAGAAUUAUAAAUAAGGGAGGGGAAAGAUGAGUUUUCAAGAUCUGGAAGCGGGUCGUGGAAACGGAUUGCGAAGGGGGUACGCCAAUGGCAAGCAGGACCCGACGCAGGCGGUCGCUUCUGGAAUUUUUCAGAUCAACACGGCAGUUUCCACAUUCCAGCGCCUGGUUAAUACCCUCGGAACCCCCAAGGACACACCGGAUCUCCGUGAAAAGCUGCGCAAAACUCGUCUACAUAUUGGGCAGCUGGUGAAGGAUACCUCAGAUAAACUUAAACAAGCUAGUGAACAAGACCAUCAUGUUGAAGCCAGUGCAAGCAAGAAAAUCACGGAUGCAAAACUUGCAAAAGACUUUCAAGCAGUACUGAAGGAGUUUCAGAAGGCGCAGCGGCUUGCAGCGGAGAGAGAAACUGCUUAUACUCCCUUUAUUUCUCAAUCAGAUCUUCCUUCUAGCUACUCAGCUAGUGAUAUGGGCGUAGGAGCAGAUAAGACAGCAGAACAACGAUCUCAGCUUUUGGAAUCUAGAAGGCAGGAGGUUGUGCUAUUGGACAAUGAGAUUUCGUUCAAUGAGGCCAUCAUAGAGGAAAGAGAACAAGGAAUAGAAGAAAUACAACACCAAAUUGGUGAAGUAAAUGAGAUUUUCAAAGACCUUGCGGUACUUGUUCACGAACAAGGAACUAUGAUAGAUGAUAUUGGCUCCCACAUUGAGGGUGCUCACGCGGCCACUGGACAAGGAAAAUCCCAACUUCUCAAAGCAGCUAAGAUGCAGAAAUCAAAUUCAUCCCUGACUUGCUUACUGCUGGUGAUAUUCGGCAUCGUGCUUCUCAUAGUGGUGAUAGUACUUAUGGCUUGAUUGUGAUCGCCUAAAAUUAUGAGAAUCGAGAGAAAUGGUUAAAGUAUUGUUUGUUGAUUGUUUAUGUUUAAAGCAUUUUUGCUAUGUCUGCAAGGUGUUGUGUCUCAUCUCGAGGUGGGUUUUUGACAAAGUUUACACUGGUUGAAUACUGAUUUGGUUGUGGUUUGCUAUUGUUUUGUUUCUUGUAAAUUCUUUUGGUUCUACAGUUCUAUUCUGUUGGAUUUGAUCACAAUCUUCAAAUUCAUUAAAGGUCAAUUGUCAUGCUCUAA
This is a messenger RNA of Salvia hispanica, 1451 nucleotides long. Its product is annotated as syntaxin-22-like. NCBI's taxonomy places the organism in Eukaryota, Viridiplantae, Streptophyta, Magnoliopsida, Lamiales, Lamiaceae. Gene Ontology annotation, molecular function: SNAP receptor activity; SNARE binding. Gene Ontology annotation, biological process: intracellular protein transport; vesicle fusion; vesicle-mediated transport. The record is from RefSeq and is a predicted model, not a curated record. Gene Ontology annotation, cellular component: endomembrane system; membrane; SNARE complex.